This is a messenger RNA of Dama dama (fallow deer), 6225 nucleotides long. RefSeq names its product YTH N6-methyladenosine RNA binding protein C2 (gene YTHDC2). The coding region runs from base 190 to 4479 and encodes 1429 amino acids. Lineage: Eukaryota; Metazoa; Chordata; Mammalia; Artiodactyla; Cervidae. The record is from RefSeq and is a predicted model, not a curated record. Gene Ontology annotation, molecular function: protein binding; ATP binding; RNA binding. The transcript is spliced from 30 exons. Gene Ontology annotation, cellular component: intracellular anatomical structure.
CUUCAUUGGCGCCGGCACCUCGCCGGCUGUUGUGGAGACCGAGGGCUUUCUGGUGCGCCCUGCGCAGUGCAGGCCGCCUGUGAGGCCGCCCGGCCCCGGCCAGGGCCCCAGAGGCCCACUCGCGCGGUCGUUGGCUGUCAGCCAGCAGGACUGGCCGCUUUACCGCGGGGAGAACGUCUCCUCAGGGCCAUGUCUAGGCCGAGCAGCGUCUCCCCGCGUCCGCCGGCUCCCGGUGGGGGCGGGGGCGGCCCCGCGCCCUGUGGCCCUGGGGGCGGCGGCCGUGCCAAGGGGCUGAAGGACAUUCGUAUAGACGAGGAGGUGAAGAUUGCAGUCAAUAUCGCUCUGGAGCGCUUCCGCUAUGGGGACCAGAGAGAAAUGGAAUUCCCUUCUUCUUUGACCAGUACAGAAAGAGCCUUUAUUCAUCGAUUGAGUCAGUCUCUUGGUUUGGUUUCUAAAAGUAAAGGAAAGGGAGCAAAUAGAUACCUAACUGUGAAGAAGAAAGAUGGAUCAGAAACAGCUCAUGCAAUGAUGACCUGUAAUUUGACUCAUAAUACAAAACAUGCUGUUAGGAGCCUAAUUCAGAGAUUUCCUGUCACCAAUAAAGAGCGUACUGAACUUCUGCCUAAAACAGAAAGAGGAAAUGUGUUUGCUGUUGAAGCUGAAAAUCGGGAAAUGAGCAAGACAAGUGGGCGACUCAACAAUGGCAUACCUCAGAUUCCAGUAAAAAGAGGAGAAUCUGAAUUUGAUUCUUUCAGACAAUCUCUGCCAGUGUUUGAAAAACAAGAGGAAAUUGUUAAAAUAAUUAAGGAAAAUAAAGUAGUUUUGAUUGUCGGAGAAACUGGAUCUGGAAAGACUACACAGAUUCCUCAGUUCCUUUUAGAUGAUUGCUUUAAAAAUGGUAUUCCCUGCCGUAUAUUUUGUACUCAACCAAGACGAUUAGCAGCUAUUGCUGUGGCUGAAAGAGUUGCUGCAGAGAGGAGAGAAAGGAUUGGUCAAACAAUUGGGUAUCAGAUUCGUUUAGAAAGCAGGGUUUCUCCAAAGACACUUCUGACAUUUUGCACCAAUGGGGUACUGCUUCGUACACUGAUGGCAGGAGAUAGUACAUUGUCAACUGUGACUCAUGUUAUUGUGGAUGAAGUACAUGAAAGGGAUCGAUUUAGUGAUUUUUUACUUACAAAAUUAAGAGAUUUACUGCAGAAGCACCCAACUUUGAAACUAAUUCUUUCUAGUGCUGCCUUAGAUGUAAAUCUUUUUAUUAGAUAUUUUGGGAGCUGUCCAGUGAUAUAUAUACAGGGAAGACCAUUUGAAGUAAAAGAAAUGUUUUUGGAAGACAUUUUAAGAACUACUGGAUAUACAAACAAAGAAAUGUUAAAAUACAAAAAGGAAAAACAGCGAGAGGAAAAACAACAAACCACACUUACAGAAUGGUACUCAGCUCAAGAGAAUACUUUCAAGCCUGAAUCUCAGAGACAGAGAGCUAUCCCAAAUGUGACUGAAGAGUAUGAUUUAUUGGAUGAUGGUGGUGACGCUGUCUUCAGUCAGCUGACAGAAAAAGAUGUGAAUUGCCUUGAACCAUGGUUAAUAAAGGAAAUGGAUGCUUGUCUUUCUGACAUAUGGCUGCAUAAAGAUGUUGAUGCCUUUGCUCAGGUCUUUCACCUUAUUUUAACUGAAAAUGUUAGUGUUGAUUAUAGACACAGUGAAACCAGUGCAACAGCUCUGAUGGUUGCUGCAGGACGAGGUUUCUCAAGUCAAGUAGAACAGUUAAUUAGCAUGGGAGCCAAUGUUCACAGUAAAGCAUCAAAUGGCUGGAUGGCUUUAGAUUGGGCUAAACACUUUGGUCAGACUGAAAUUGUGGAUCUUCUAGAAUCUUACAGUGCUUCUUUGGAAUUUGGAAAUCUGGAUGAAAGCUCUUUGGUUCAAACAAAUGGGAGUGAUCUCAGUGCAGAAGACAGAGAGCUUCUGAAAGCUUAUCACCAUAGUUUUGAUGAUGAAAAAGUAGACUUGGAUUUGAUUAUGCAUCUUCUAUACAAUAUCUGCCAUAGUUGUGAAGCUGGUGCAAUACUGAUUUUUCUACCUGGAUAUGAUGAAAUUGUUGGUCUGAGGGAUCGCAUCCUGUUUGAUGACAAGCGGUUUGCUGAUAAUGCACAUAGAUAUCAAGUCUUUAUGCUUCAUUCAAAUAUGCAAACAUCUGAUCAAAAGAAGGUAUUAAAAAACCCACCUGCAGGUGUUCGAAAAAUAAUCCUUUCUACCAAUAUUGCCGAAACCAGCAUCACAGUCAAUGAUGUUGUCUUUGUUAUUGAUUCUGGUAAGGUGAAAGAGAAAUCCUUUGAUGCACUGAAUUUUGUUACAAUGUUAAAAAUGGUAUGGAUUUCCAAAGCUAGCGCCAUACAACGAAAAGGCAGGGCAGGGCGAUGCAGACCUGGAAUUUGUUUCCGGCUGUUCAGUAGACUUCGAUUCCAGAAUAUGUUGGAAUUUCAGACUCCAGAGCUUUUGAGGAUGCCAUUACAGGAACUGUGUUUACAUACAAAGCUUUUAGCCCCAGUUAAUUGUGCUAUUGCUGAUUUCCUUAUGAAAGCUCCUGAACCUCCACCAGCUUUAAUUGUAAGAAAUGCUGUACAAAUGCUUAAGACAAUAGAUGCAAUGGAUGCAUGGGAAGAUCUCACUGAACUUGGGUAUCAUUUGGCUGACUUGCCAGUAGAGCCACAUCUUGGUAAAAUGGUCCUGUGUGCUGUUGUUUUGAAGUGUCUGGAUCCCAUCCUUACAAUUGCCUGCACACUAGCUUAUCGAGAUCCUUUUGUCCUGCCAACUCAGGCCUCUCAGAAACGUGCAGCUAUGCUUUGUAGGAAACGUUUCACUGCAGGAACUUUCAGUGACCACAUGGCACUUCUCAGAGCAUUCCAGGCAUGGCAGAAAGCUCGAAGUGACGGGUGGGAACGAGCCUUUUGUGAGAAGAAUUUUCUUUCACAGGCUACCAUGGAAAUAAUCAUUGGCAUGAGAACUCAGUUGCUUGGUCAGCUUAGAGCGUCAGGUUUUGUGAGAGCAAGAGGUGGUGGUGACAUUCGAGAUGUUAACACAAAUUCUGAGAAUUGGGCUGUUGUUAAAGCUGCAUUGGUUGCAGGCAUGUAUCCUCAUUUAGUUCAUGUGGACAGAGAGAAUAUAGUAUUGGCAGGGCCAAAGGAGAAAAAAGUACGGUUUCAUCCCACUUCAGUUCUCAGUCAGCCUCAAUAUAAAAAGAUUCCUCCAGCUAAUGGUCAAACUGCGGCAAUCCAGGCACUGCCCACAGAUUGGCUCAUUUAUGAUGAAAUGACCAGAGCCCACAGAAUAGCUAACAUCAGAUGCUGCUCAGCAGUGACGCCUGUCACUGUGCUGGUGUUCUGUGGGCCAGCAAGGCUGGCAAGCAAUGCUCUUCAGGAACCUUCAUCUUUUCGUGCUGAUGGUAUUCCUAAUGACAGUAGCGAUAGUGAGAUGGAAGACAGGACUACUGCUAAUUUGGCAACUUUAAAACUUGAUGAGUGGCUCAGUUUCAAACUAGAGCCAGAGGCAGCCAGUUUAUUGCUGCAACUUAGACAGAAGUGGCACAGCUUAUUUUUACGUCGAAUGAGAGCUCCAUCCAAACCUUGGUCUCAAGUUGAUGAAGCUACUAUAAGAGCAAUUAUAGCUGUUUUAAGCACUGAAGAACAGUCUGCAGGCUUACAACAGCCAUCUGGGAUUGGCCAAAGGCCAAGACCUAUGUCUUCAGAAGAACUUCCUUUGGCAUCAUCUUGGAGGUCAAAUAAUAGUAGGAAAAGUUCAGCAGAUACUGAAUUUUCUGAUGAGUCUACUACUGCAGAAAGAGUACUGAUGAAAUCUCCAGCUCCAGCACUACACCAACCUCAGAAGUAUAAAGAUAGAGGAAUUUUGCAUCCUAAACGAAGCACUGAGGACCGGUCAGAUCAAUCUUCUGUGAAAUCUACAGACAGCAGUAAUUAUCCAAGUCCUUGUGCUAGUCCUUCUCCUCCAUCCUCAGGAAAGGGCUCAAAAUCUCCUUCACCAAAACCAAACAUGCCUAUUCGAUACUUCAUAAUGAAGAGUAGCAAUCUGAGAAACCUUGAAAUUUCUCAACAGAAGGGUAUCUGGUCCACAACUCCUAGUAAUGAGCGGAAGCUAAAUCGAGCCUUUUGGGAAAGCAGCGUGGUUUACUUGGUAUUUUCUGUUCAAGGAUCUGGACAUUUCCAGGGAUUUUCUAGAAUGUCUUCUGAGAUAGGAAGGGAGAAGAGUCAGGAUUGGGGCUCAGCUGGACUAGGAGGAGUGUUUAAGGUGGAGUGGAUACGGAAAGAAAGUCUUCCCUUUCAGUUUGCACACCAUUUACUCAAUCCUUGGAAUGACAACAAGAAAGUCCAGAUAAGCAGAGAUGGGCAGGAACUAGAACCUCAGGUUGGUGAACAGUUGCUCCAGUUAUGGGAACGCCUUCCGUUGGGAGAAAAAACCACAACUGAUUAAUAAUUCAGAACUCUUAGCUUUCAGAAGAACAUCAUGCUUCCUUAUAACCACUGAAUGCACUGACGUCCAAAAACUGAGAUGGGGUUGUGUUAUGAAUGAGCUUUUCUGGUUGAAAGUGUUUCUUGACGACCACCAUCUUCAUAUAAAAGAGAAAAGGAUAAUUUAAUUUUUAUAGUGAUCAUAGGGAAUGAUUAUGUGUUUGUUAAAAUGUUUAUAAUUGAAUGAAGUAGUUGUUUAUUUAACACAGCAGCAGUCAACAUAUUUAAUUUGAAGUUAAACAGUUGUCUGAAACACUGACUUAGAUCUCUUAAUUGGUGAUUUGUUUUAAUGCAAGAUAAAUUGUUUACUUUUAAGAAAAGUCUGAUUUUAUCUGUCCACCUGAGCACUAUUAUAGAAGAGUCAACUCUAAAGAUUUAUCAUUAAAAACAAAGAAAAGCAAAUGACCAAAAUGUAAAAAUGUCCCUUUAAAAAAGUACAUGCUAAUUAAGGACUAUUCAUUCUGCCAUUUUUAACCUGAGGUACCUUAAGGAAAAAAAAAAAAAGAAGAAAGAAUCUUCUUGUUCUGCAACUAUAUGAAACACAGUAAAAACUGAAGAAAGGCAGAAUUCCUUCCUGACUUGAAUCACAUCAGAUUAAGUGCUUAAUAGAGGUGCUACCUCUAUUAAUCUGAUGUGUCCAAACCAUCCUUUCUCCUACAUGACAAUCUUCACAUAUUAUCUCUGAUAUAAAAACAGUGAUUAUGAACUCUUCAUUUUGGCUAGAGAAACUUGAUUUAGACAAGUUAAAGAUUUAAGCAAGUUAUACAAGUUGGAAAAAAAAUGCUUGUAACAGUUAAUGGUAACUUGGUUUCUGUAUUUUUCCAAACUGAAGCUCCCAAACAACAUACAAUGUUUUCUAGUACUUUUUAUCCUACUUAUGUUUCCAGGUAAGAUUUCUCUCUUGCUCCUUUUUUUUUUUUUUUUUGCAUUUGUGGUUUAAUAAAUGGAGAGUAACUUUUUGUAAACCCAUGUUAGUGCCAACUCUUACCUUUCUUUGCCAUCUCAGAAUUAUUUGGUUUGAUCUCUUUACCACAGUUGUCUAUAAAAUUUCCUUAGAGGCUUUCUGAAGGGAAAUGGAAGUUCAAGGAGAAAUGAAAGAAUUGUAUUGGUUGCUGAGUUCUAAGUGAAACAGGUUUGAUAGCACUUCUCAUGAUGCAUUUGGGUCAUUGCUAUGUAACAAAAAACCAACAUGAAUCUAAUUUAAACACAAAAAGAGUAAGUGUUCUGCUUCUUUAUUUAAGAGUAAAGAAGUGAAAAGUCAUUCAUCAACAUAAAAUCUUGGGCACUCUUCUCUGCUUUCUCUGGGAAAGCAUUGUAUGUUGGUGCAUUAGUUUAAAAUGCUGGCUGUAACUUUUGCCUGUACUUGUAGUUACUGGGAUUUUGUUUGUUUUAUACUUUGAAACAUACCUGUAAAUUGAGCCUGUGUGAAUUAUGUUCCACUAUAUGUAUAUUACAGUUCUUUUCCUAUUAGAGCAAGUUGUGGUUUUCUGAUAAUGUAUACAUUUAUUUAGGUAUAUAUUUAGCAGUUCACAGUAUUCUAAUCUGGAAGUAAGAGCUUCUGAAAAAUAGAACUUGUUUCAAUUUCCACCUGUUUUCUAAUCUCUAUCCCUGUAUGUAAAUAAUGAGUUUGUUGAUAUUUAAGAUGAACACAAUUUGAAUGUAAUUAAAAUGCUGUUUUUUUUUGAGAGAGAUGAACUUUAAAUAUACU